This is a messenger RNA of Cyprinodon variegatus (sheepshead minnow), 3160 nucleotides long. RefSeq names its product Golgi phosphoprotein 3-like. The record is from RefSeq and is a predicted model, not a curated record. Gene Ontology annotation, cellular component: trans-Golgi network; Golgi cisterna; cytosol. Gene Ontology annotation, biological process: Golgi vesicle budding; retrograde vesicle-mediated transport, Golgi to endoplasmic reticulum; Golgi to plasma membrane protein transport. Bases 203 to 1087 code for a protein of 294 amino acids. Gene Ontology annotation, molecular function: phosphatidylinositol-4-phosphate binding. Lineage: Eukaryota; Metazoa; Chordata; Actinopteri; Cyprinodontiformes; Cyprinodontidae. The transcript has 5 exons.
AUGUUGGAUCAGGAAGUGGGCAGAGCCUUCUCAAGACUACCGAACAGAGCUUAACGUCUACAGACGGCGUCUGUUUUACAUCGACCCGUCUUUCACCUCCUUUAUUUUCCGACCUCUAAAAUUCGUUUUACAUGCAGUACGACUUCCUAUCUGACCGAGGUAGGCCCCUGUCUUCGAAUCCGACCGUUGCUCAGCCCCAGCUAUGACUUCUCUCACGCAGAGAACCUCGGGCCUCGUCCAGCGGCGGACCGAGGCCAUUCGCAGCGCCGCCGCCGCCGAGAAGGAGAAGGACUCUGGCGGAGAGGAGGACGAGGCGCGCAGAGGAGAAGAAGAAGAGGACGAAAAGGGAGACUCGAAGGAAACCAGACUGACGCUAAUGGAAGAAGUCCUACUUCUGGGCCUCAAGGACCGAGAGGGCUACACGUCGUUCUGGAACGACUGUAUUUCUUCCGGCCUCCGCGGCUGCAUGCUGGUAGAACUUGCCCUCAGAGGAAGGAUACAGCUUGAGGCCUGCGGUGUGAGGAGGAAAAGCUUGCUGGCAAGAAAGGUUAUCUGCAAGUCGGAUGCUCCAACAGGAGAUGUGCUGCUGGAUGAGGCCUUGAAGCAUAUUAAAGAAACUCAGCCUCCAGAGACGGUGCAGAGCUGGAUCGAGCUCCUCAGCGGAGAGACCUGGAAUCCCCUGAAGCUCCACUACCAGCUCCGAAACGUUAGAGAACGCCUGGCUAAGAACUUGGUGGAGAAAGGUGUCCUCACCACAGAGAAACAGAACUUCCUGCUCUUUGAUAUGACCACACAUCCACUCACCAACAGCACCAUUAAGCAGCGCCUUGUCAAGAAGGUCCAGGAUUCGGUUCUGGAGAAAUGGGUCAACGAUCCUCAUCGCAUGGACAAGCGGGUGCUCUCCCUGAUUCUUCUGGCUCACUCAUCCGACGUUCUGGAGAAUGCCUUCGCCCCUCUCCAGGAUGACCAGUAUGACCUAGGCAUGAAGAGGGUCCACACCCUGCUGGAGCUGGAGCCUGAGAAAGAGAGCCUAAAGCCCAACGCCAAUGAACUCAUGUGGGCUGUGGUCGCUGCGUUUACUAAAUGAAAACACCGAAAUGGUCGGGACUGGAAAGAUCUGGCUGUGGGCUGGCUUAUUUAAUUGGUUGAAGGACUUAUUGAGACAGACUUCAAGUAAAUAAGACAAUCUAUUCUGGUUGAGGAGCCUGUUUAUACAUCUAUUCUGGAUGACGUUUUUUUUGGUGGUAGUCCAUAUUAACAAUUUGCAGUCUUAUUGGUGGUGGGCUUCACCAAGUAACUGUUGAUUGGAUGGAAGAGUGUCUGAAUGGAAAACAACAGGCUGCUUUCACAGAGAUGAGGUAAGUGAUACGCCACCGUGGACUGUGGAUCUUUUCGAAAACAUCAACACUACGAGCGGACGAUCCUCUGCUUGCACAGGAUGACACCGGAGAGCAGAACAGGUAGCCAUUGUAGUCCUGAUGAAUUGGAAGAAACUGACCAGGGUGAAGUUUCUCAUCAAAUAGAGAAAAUAAAACAUCAUCUACAUUGCUUCAAGACCUCUCCACGGUCUGCAAACUAUUCUCCUUGUGCCCCACCGUGCUAAUUAAAGGAUUAAAAGAUGGCAAAUCCCAUGGCUUUAGAUGCUCUUUGCACUCUCGUAACUCUCCCACCUCCACCAGCUCAUUCCCACUGUGUUGGGGAGAAAUUGCUUACCGUUACUGUUAGAACAGACUACCUGAAUGUUUUACAGAUCUCACAUUGUUUUGUCCUUCAAAGCUUUUUGAUUUUCCUUCCUUCUUUCUCAUUUGUUCCUGAGGAAGAACAGAAGGACAAAAACUCCCAUAAUUCAGUCCUUCCACUUUUGACGGCAAGCUGGCUCAUUUGACCCAUUAAACUUAAAUGAAGAAUUUAUCCUCAACUGUAUUUAAAUAGAAAAACAAAUUAUUUGUUGGUUUUUCCUUUUUGCCAAGGGUCCAUUUUAUGUUUAUAGAACAUGGCAAGUCUCACCAUUGCUGUUUAUGUUGCUAGCUAAUGCCUGAAUUAGCCUUUCAUUUAUCACCUAUUACGCUCAGUCUUUUACCUUGUUGGCUGGAUUGUGUUUCUAGGUAUUUUACAGGGUUGCAUAAAAAAUAAAAACUAUGAACUUUAAGAGAAAAGAAUAAAUAAAAGCUCCAUAUGUAUGAGCUUCUGCUUUCCCUUUUGAGUGUGAAAUAACACUUUAAAGUUGUGGGCAGAAACUAAUCUCAGAUUGGGGUCUCCCAUGGUAUGAAAUGCGUGGAUGGCUACAGAAAUAGGCUAGGAAUCUUUCUGCAGGACCGUUUUGUUUCGAUGUAGUCUCAUGUCACUUUUUUUCCCACUGAAUACUGGUGUGUUUACACACUUGGAGAUGUAAGAGUCUUGUUCAUGUGGAGCAACUGUUCAAAUCAGCUUGGAAAUUUUCAGCGGUCUCAUCUCCCACUUGGCUGAUCCACAAUCUCGACUAAACCGUUUUCUGCCUCGCAAAGGAAAUCACGUCGGAAAAUACAGUAAAACCGUAAAAAAGUAUAUUUUUUAUUUAGAUGGUGGCUUCUAAAGGCUCCAUCUAUCAUCUUGCUUUUUUUUAUACAUCUAGUCAUAAAUCACAGAGAUUUUGUAAAGAGAAACAAACAGCAUUGUUUUAUUUUUCCUUAAAAGUAGGCGGAGGGGUUAUUUGAGCCUAAAUCAAUCCAGAUGAAUAAAAAAUGCAGUUGACUGGAACAAAACUAACACAAUUCAGAGCCAGUCAGCUUAAACCUUUUUAUUUUUACAAUCAAAUACGUGAUUACACAUAAUUCAGUUCUAGUAGAUGUAAUCUUUGUAUAAUAUGAGAUUUGUUUUUUGUUUGAUGGCAUAAACAUUUUCUUUCUGUUUGGUUUUAAUUUCUUCAUGCAAAAUACGGAGGGGUGUGAAGAACUGUUCCAAUGCGUUUACAGCAGAGACCAUGCAUGCUAUCGGUGGAGGGGCCGGGUUACUUAACGGAUGUAGCUACAGAGAACAGGCUUGUAUGUAACUAUUUGUCCUUUUAAGUGUACGAUCUAAUGGAAUUUAAUGAAAGGGAUCUAAUCUAUCCUCUAUAAUUCUGUAUGCUUUUUUUGUAUUACCACAGAAAAUAAAGUAAGGAUCCUUUAAGUGCCUGAAUUCA